Messenger RNA from Ctenopharyngodon idella (grass carp), 3460 nucleotides. Its product is annotated as B-cadherin-like. Gene Ontology annotation, cellular component: adherens junction; plasma membrane; catenin complex. The transcript has 16 exons. The record is from RefSeq and is a predicted model, not a curated record. Gene Ontology annotation, biological process: homophilic cell-cell adhesion; cell morphogenesis; multicellular organism development. NCBI's taxonomy places the organism in Eukaryota, Metazoa, Chordata, Actinopteri, Cypriniformes, Xenocyprididae. The coding region runs from base 130 to 2799 and encodes 889 amino acids. Gene Ontology annotation, molecular function: cadherin binding; calcium ion binding.
GAGCUCUCGACUACCUGCUGAAGAUCAUUUUCCUCAAUUUGCGGCUGCUGAGAGGUUGUAAGGAAGAGAAGCUCUACAUUUAAAAUACUUCGAAAGCUGAAGGAUUUUGUGUGGAUUUUAUCGUGUCGAAUGGCUUGUGUAAGGAUUGUGGGAUUAGGAGUGAUCGUUUUUCUUUUUCAGGUAUUUUCGUGUGGAUAUACGGAGGAGUCGACAUGUACACCUGGGUUUGAGUCGGAGUUAGUCGUUUUUAAAGUGCACAGAGAUCACCUUCACAGGGGAAAGAGACUAGGAAGAGUAACUUUCAGUAAUUGUGAUGGAAGAACAAGAACGCUCUUUCACUCCGUUGACAAGCGGUUUGAUGUGGACACAGAUGGGACUGUAACGCUGAAGAGACAAGUCACUCUUCAUGAAGGUCACAAGGUGUUUUCUGUGCACGCUUGGGACUCCAGUGGCAAGAAGCACACGGUGUCUGUCAGAGUUGAGCGUGUCCACCAUCAUGUGGACCAUCAUAAGGACCAUCAUGUGGAUGUGGACAUGAACCACUCCUCUUCACAGAUGGAAUCUCCCUCUGACGAUCUGGUUCUGAUGUUUCCAAAGUCUUCGACGGGUCUAAAGAGAGCAAAGAGAGGUUGGGUUAUUCCUCCGUUCAAUGUACCUGAGAAUAGCAGAGGUCCUUUCCCAAUAAAGCUGGUCCAGAUAAAGUCAGACAUGUCUAGUGAAGCUCAGAUGCAAUACAAGAUCACAGGUGAAGGAGCAGAUCUGGACCCUAAGGGGACUUUCACUAUAGAAAGAUUAUCAGGGAAUCUGUUUGUGACUCGACCACUCGACAGAGAAAAAAAAGCUUCAUACAGACUUGUAGCUCAUGCUACUGGAGUUGAUGUGAAUAUAGCAGAAAAGCCAAUGGAAAUUAUUGUAAAUGUGCUGGACCAAAAUGAUAAUUAUCCUGUUUUUACUCAAAAUCCAUUCAAUGGAAAUGUUCCUGAAGCUUCUGAUAGAGGUGAUGAGUUUAUGACAGUCACAGCCACUGAUGCAGAUGAUCCAAAUACUGACAAUGGUGUGAUCAGUUACUCAAUUGUCAAGCAAGAUCCAGAAUUGCCAAAACCAAACAUGUUUGAAAUCAACUCUGUUACUGGAGGAAUUCGUGUGAAUUCUGUAGGCUUGGACAAAGAGAAAUGGUCCAAAUACACUUUGACAGUUGUGGCUACUGACAUGGAAGGAAGAGGUUAUUCAACCACUGGCACAGCUGUUAUUACUGUGACUGACAGCAAUGAUAACGCACCUCAGUUUGAGCAAACCUCGCACACUGUAUCUGUCCCAGAGAAUAAAGUAGGAGCUGUAGUGGCCAAACUUACAGUUACUGAUGAAGAUGAAGAGGGAUCUCCUGCCUGGUCAACCAAAUAUCGGAUUAUUAGCGGUGACAAGGGUGGGUUUUUCAAUGUCAGUACUGGACCCAGCCGGCUAGAGGGCAUCAUCACCACUGCAAAGCCUCUGGACUUUGAAAAGAACAAGCAAUACAUUCUGUCUGUGAUUGUUGAGAACGAUGAGCCAUUCGUCGGUGCUUUGGCCACUUCCACUGCCACAGUCACAGUGAAUGUAGAAGAUGUGAAUGAGCCUCCAGAGUUUAAUCCAAAGGAGAAGAUUAUUUACAAACCUGAAGAUUCACCGAUUGAUUCUGAAUUGGUUUCUUAUACAGCCACUGAUCCAGACAUUGGAAAACCACAGAAAAUAACGUAUAAAAUUGGCAAUGAUCCUGAAGGCUGGCUGAGUGUAAAUCAAGACACUGGAUUGAUUAAAGUCAGGAAACUUAUGGAUAGAGAAUCUUCCCAUGUGAAAGAUGGCAAAUACAGAGCUAUCAUUUUGGCUGUGGAUGAUGGUGAUGCUCCAGCGACAGGCACUGGAACCCUGAUAAUUGAGUUGUCGGAUGUAAAUGACAACGCUCCUGUCAUUAAUGAAAGGAUUAUAAAGAUUUGCAAUCGUGGUUCAACCCCAGUGCUUCUCUCUAUAACGGACAAAGAUGGACCUCCUUAUGCUGGUCCCUUUACUGUUGAGACCCAAGGAGAAACCAGUAAAAAUUGGUCCGCCACGAUGAAUGAAACAUCAACCGGUGUCGUUCUGAAACCGAAGUUUCCAUUGGAGCAGGGUGACUACAAUGUUGUCCUGAGAGUUUUUGAUAACCACAGACUGUCUCAGGAUAGCACCAUUCAAGCAACUGUGUGUGACUGUGAAGGAGAUGAUGUCCAGUGUAUUAAUAAACAGUUAGCAGGAAUACCACUAUCUGGAGUUCUUGGAAUCUUGGGAGCAAUCUUGCUUCUGCUAUUGCUCGCCCUUCUUCUGCUCUUGUUCCUGAGGAGGAAACGUAGCACCAAAAAAGAACCUCUCCUUCCUGAAGAUGAUGUAAGGGACAACAUCUACUAUUAUGAUGAGGAAGGCGGUGGAGAAGAUGAUCAGGACUAUGAUCUGAGUGUGUUGCAUCGAGGCUUAGACAACAGACCUGAAGUGUUCAGAAACGAUGUGGUGCCCACUUUCACGACAGCACCUCAGUAUAGACCUCGACCAGCCAACCCUGAGGAGAUUGGCACAUUCAUUGAUGAUAAUUUGAAUGCUGCAGAUAACGACCCCACAGCGCCCCCCUACGACUCCCUCCUGGUGUUCGACUAUGAAGGAGGCGGCUCAGAUGCCGGUUCGCUCAGCUCCAUCAACUCUUCUAGCUCAGGACAUGACCAAGACUACGACUUCCUCAAUGACUGGGGCCCACGCUUCAAGAAGCUGGCAGACAUGUUUGGAGGAGAAGAGGAUUAAGACUUUUUGGGUUUUGUUCAUUUCUCUCUCUUUAUCUGUGCAAGAGGCACAUUGCAAAAUAGAAAAAGUGCAAAAUAUGAGAAUUUUAUACUUCACUUGGUCUGGUGAUUUAAUGUUUAAAGUUGGAACUGGACAAAUAGCACUGUUCACCUGUCAACAUAAAGGAAAGAUUCUUUAACUUGAAGUGUUUUCUUUUUGUGGGAGCAGUCUAGGCAGGAACUUGGCUUUUUUCCUCUAAAUGAAGCUCCCAAAAGACAAUCUGUUGUGAUUGCUCUGUGGAAAAGCAGCUGAAAUGCAGCUUAAGAUGCUUGUCCCCAACUUAAAGUUGUUUGCCCAGUAUAUUUUAUGUAAUGAUUUUGCAAAUCCCACAUUCUUCAAUGCGUUUUUUUUUUUUUUUUUUUAAUUGUUUCUUUGGCAUUAAAGAUUUAUCUAAAGCAUGAAUUAUACUGUAAGGUGGGUGUUUUUUUUUUGUUUUUUUUUUGUUUGUUUUUUUGAAAAGCACUGAUUUUUCAAACUUUUUGUAUGAUAUUUGCAGGUGUCUAUCCUUUCCCCUCAGCUGCAAGUUUGUAUGUUAUUUCUUUUAUAUAGUUAUAUGGUUGUUUCGGCAUUAAAUUUUUACAUUGCAUUUGCCUAUUUUAUUAAACAAAUUACUUUUACUGUU